Messenger RNA from Zophobas morio, 4689 nucleotides. RefSeq names its product polypeptide N-acetylgalactosaminyltransferase 1-like. The record is from RefSeq and is a predicted model, not a curated record. Gene Ontology annotation, cellular component: Golgi apparatus. The coding region runs from base 347 to 2053 and encodes 568 amino acids. Gene Ontology annotation, molecular function: polypeptide N-acetylgalactosaminyltransferase activity. The transcript has 3 exons. Gene Ontology annotation, biological process: protein O-linked glycosylation. Lineage: Eukaryota; Metazoa; Arthropoda; Insecta; Coleoptera; Tenebrionidae.
UGGCGCUACUGCCAGAGACGCAAACGUCAAACUCACAUUUGAAUAACAUAACCUCAAAAUUUGAAACUUUGUAUUAUUUUAGACAAAAUUUAACGAAAAUCAACGAACUUUGGACCAAAAUCGACUGCGAACAACGUACUUAAUGUUUAACUGGAACGUUUUUAAUGAAAUACUGGCAAUUUGUGUUAUCCUGAGCACCAACAGACUGAAUUUGCCAGCAAGUCAAUUUUUUUGAGAUAAGUGGCACACAUUUGAAUAAACUGCCUCUGAUAAAGUAUGUGUAAAUAUUGGAGGUGUUUCUAGUAGGUUUACAGCUUUCGUCGUGCUCAAAUCUGUGACUCAAAUAAUGUUAGUAAAAUGUCCCCGAAUUAAGCGUGUCUACCUCAGAUUUUGCUUCGCCGUUUUAAUUGUGGUAUCAAUCAUUAUUUUCCUACGACUAAUUGCCGUAGAAAAGGGUGUCGCUGUUACGAAACCGGUGUUCUUAAACGCUUCGGUGUUUGAGGCAAAACUUCAACAGUAUGAAAGUAGAAUUAUCCCCAAUUUGGGACAUCAUGGUGAAUCGGCGUAUCUUGAGGGUUCAGACGCUAAGAAGGGGGAAGAGGCGUUGAAGAAGUACGCUCUCAAUACUGUUUUAAGUGACCGAAUGCCUCUAAAUCGGAAACUAAGAGAUCCCAGAAAUCCAAAAUGCAAGACUUUCACCUAUAACCCAAAAUUGCGAGCUUCAGUCAUUGUGAUAUUCUACAACGAGCUUUUAAGUGUUAUUUUGCGAACCGUCUGGAGUGUCAUUCUACAAACUCCAGCGCACCUGUUACAAGAAAUCAUCCUCGUAGAUGACGCAAGCACAAACGAAACCUUGAAAGGCCUCCUAGAUUACUACAUGGAAACAAGACUGCCAACACAAGACAUAAAAAUAAUCCAUUUAAAAUCUCGACUUGGUUUAAUCCGUGCACGUCUCCAGGGUGCACGGAUAGCCACAGGUGACGUUCUUAUAUUUCUGGACGCCCAUUGCGAAGCCACUACCUCCUGGGCUGAGCCCCUCCUUUCUCGCAUUGAAGAGGACCACACGGCUGUGCUUGUACCAAUCAUCGACGUAAUUGAAGCCAACACCCUCGCGUAUUCGACCAAUGGCGACACGAGUUACCAAGUGGGCGGGUUUUCAUGGUCAGGGCAUUUCACAUGGAUUGAUAUACAGAACGAAGAAGACAAAAGAAAGUUGACACCUGUCAAAAGUCCAACGAUGGCGGGAGGAUUGUUCGCGAUUGAUAGGAAAUUUUUCUGGGAGAUCGGCUCGUACGACGAGCAGAUGGAUGGAUGGGGUGGGGAGAAUUUGGAAAUGUCGUUUAGGAUUUGGCAAUGUGGGGGGAGACUGGAAACUGUGCCUUGUAGUAGAGUGGGACAUAUUUUUAGGGAUUUUCAUCCCUAUUCAUUCCCGGAUAAUAAAGAUACACACGGGAUUAACACAGCCCGUUUGGCACACGUCUGGAUGGAUGACUAUAAGAGAUUCUUCUUCAUGUAUCAACCCGGGCUGGAAAAUAAUCCCGUUGUGGGUGACUUAACCCACAGAAAACAACUUAGACAAAAACUGAGGUGUAAGAGCUUCAAAUGGUACUUAGAGAAUGUCUACCCAGAGAAAUUUAUCCCAGACGAGAGUGUCUAUGGGCAUGGACAGGUUCAAAACGAAUACGGGAUGUGUUUAGAUGACUUACAACUGGGUGAGGAUAAAAUCGGACCUUUAGGUUUGUACCAGUGCCACCCAUAUUUAGCUAUGUCCCAGUACUUCUCCCUAAGUUUCAAAGGUGAACUAAGGAAGGAGAAUUUUUGCGCUGAAACUUUCGGAGUUCGCGAGGUCCAAUUAACUGAAUGUCAUGGUCACAAAAGGGAACAAUUUUGGAAACUUUUUAAAAAUGGGACCAUUUAUAAUCCAACUUCUGAUAAAUGUUUGAGCAGCGCAGGCGUUGAGAAUGGAAAAGGAUUAGUUGUUGAGAAAUGUGCUGAUAGUAUUUUUCAGAAAUGGCGUUUCACUAACGUCAAUGGGACGGCUGUGGUGCUCUAGAGCGUUCUUGUGAUAACUAAGCGGGUUUCUAUGCAGCUGGGAGGCGUGGUUUGGGAGGAGCUUGCGCUUGGAGAUGGAGUCACGACGGACUGAGAUUCUGGGGUAAAGAUAAGACACUGAUGGCUAAUUGUUAGUGACUUUUUAGUUUUUGAACCACUAUAGUAUUACUGCUCAAACGGUGUUGCCAAAUUAACUUAUAGGUCACAUUUUUUGAGGUUAGAUUAGAAAAAAUUGUGAUUAGAUGUACUAACAAAUCCCUCUUUCCUACAUACAAAAGAUAGACUGACAAAUUUUACUAAAAACUUAUAAACUGAUUUAUGAGGUUAGAUUCAAACUUCGCUAUCAACUCUGAUAUAAGUAUGAGACAUGAACGAGUUAUAUUAAGUGUUAUACUGGUUGCUUCGUCAAAGACUAACUCUUUGCCUCCUCGAUUUUUUUAUCGAGGAAAAUAAACUGCUGAACAUUCGGUACAUUACAUCAUACUACUUAAUAAAAAUAGUGUAGGCCAAAAACUAGAGAUAAAUUAAUUUUAAAAUAAUAAUUAACAAUCCCGAAUUUAAUUCUUGGACUUUGACGGUUUAGUUGUGAUUUUCUGUUCAAAACAGGUUUGCACGGUCUCGCAACCGUCCGACCCAAGGCUGCUUUUGACCCAGCCGGCGCAUAAUAUUUUUGAUGUACCAGUGAGGACUGAUCCAAUAAAUAAAUAUAUUAAUAGUUUUUAGAAAACCAGUCUUAUAAUUUACAUAAUUAAAAAUACUUUUAAACGUUGUUAAUAAACCCAAGGUAGAAAACUUCGUUUCAAGUACAUUAUUAAUAGUGGUUUUAACCGAUUUAAAAAGUUUUAAAAAUAGGUAAUCAUGAGAAUACAAUUCCUUAAAUACCUAAUUGUCAAAUACCCUUUGUUAAGUCUUAUUCUUAAUCUGAAAAGCCCGAAACUUACAAUACUUUGAUUCCAGCAUUUUUACGAAAAAGACCUUGUUGUUCAGAAUCUCUGGAGUUUAUUUUCGUAAAUAAAAAAGUUGAAGGAAAGAGUAGGUCGUAAUAAAGCAUCCAGUAUAAUGUUUGUGUUAUUUUCAACAAGUAAGUGUAUAAAUUUUAAAAAGUAAUGCGUUGUAUAAGACAACUAAAAAUGUGAUAAAUCGUAACUAAUACUAAGACAUUACUUAAGUCAAAAGCUGUCACGGAACCAAAUUUAUUAAUAUACAAUAAACUGCGCCUCAAAUGUUAGGAUUUUAACAACCUUGAACAUUCUGGUAAACAACUGGAAUAUGAUACAAGCGCAACAAAAAGAUAUAAUAAUUAUUAACGUAUUUUAUAACAAUUUCGAUAACUAGGAAAACGUGUGCCAACGACACCCUCAUAGUUUCAAUCUGUACAGUUCAGAACCUCAUCAAGUAACGUAGUCAUGGUUGCUUGUGAUAAAAGAAAAUUGCAAUGAUUUGUUUAUAUAAACAAAAAAAUCUUAAUUUUAAGGCGCAAAAGAAAACUCUAAAACUAAAUAAGUGCUUAUUAAUAAAUUUAAAUUGAGACUGUUGUUUUUAUAUUAAAAAUCCACGUACAUCGUGUUUCACUUUACAUAUAUACGUGGCGAAUCUGUAAAAAUUUUAAUUUGGUGAAAUUCGGACCUGGAUUAUUCUGCUUUCUAACUUCCGGGGAUUACCGACAUGCGACAACUUUAAGUUGUAAAAAUCUCUCGCUAUUGUACUACUGUCCGUCUCGUUAUUGCCAAUAAAAUUUUAUAGGGUAGAAUGAAAUUUCCAAAACAAUAAUAACAUUUUAUGAUUGGCACUGUCACGUGUCAAUUAAAUUUUAGAGAAUAGAGAGACUGGGUCCAGUUGAGAGAUUGAGAAAAUUCUUUCCGUGAGUGAAGUUGGAUUAUUUUUUUUUGUUAGUGGAUUUUUAAUAAAAGAAAAACAGACUCAAAACCUAAGUUUUAUUGAACAUCUUUGAUCAAGUGUUCGAAAGCCUGAUGCUUUAUGUUCCUUUUUUACAAUUAAAUUAAGACAAAAAUUAUCUACCAAAGAAAAUUAGUAUUUUUUAGAGAAAAUAAGCAACGCUAUCAAAAUUUGUAGAGUUUGUGUAGAAUUUGAACAAAGACUGAUUCUUCAAUUUUUUACUUUUUCUAAUACCUAUUUAAACAAUUAAGGUUUGCGAUCAUUUUUGGACGAGAAAAUUUAAAUUUGGCAUACGCAAGGCGGAGCGUAAUGAAAUUACCGCCCAUCAUGCUACAACUGACAAAUUGCAAUAUUGCGAUUUAAUUUUUCUCGCUACGUCAUUAAUUUUCAUUGUCCGAUAUUCGAACACACAAUUAACCGGAAUAAAAGCUUCUGGAAGUUUGUAAUAUAUUACUCUGUCAUCGUAUUAGAUCUCAUGGACACGUGUGACCUUGAAAUAUUUUGGGAAGCGAAUAUUUUUUUACGUAAUUAAUAUGUAGGUCAAUUAAAAAUCGCUAUCAUUAGCUGUCGCAUUUUUUAUUAUCACCCGAGGUAACUUGAGCUUCGUUUUUUAUUACUAUUUAUACAGAGAAUCACAGCCCCUUCCAAGCCCGCCAUAUGUCACUAAAAUCAUAUUUUAUCGCCUAUAAAUCCAGUAUAUAUCACUUGUUGGUCUGUUUGUAAUAAAUACUAUAUUUUUAA